This is a messenger RNA of Acipenser ruthenus (sterlet), 2482 nucleotides long. It is a transcript of the gene kiz, whose product is annotated as kizuna centrosomal protein. Bases 118 to 2322 code for a protein of 734 amino acids. The transcript has 16 exons. Gene Ontology annotation, cellular component: centrosome. NCBI's taxonomy places the organism in Eukaryota, Metazoa, Chordata, Actinopteri, Acipenseriformes, Acipenseridae. Gene Ontology annotation, biological process: spindle organization. The record is from RefSeq and is a predicted model, not a curated record.
AUUGAAUGUUUACCAGCAAUGCUUUCUGGGAGUCUGUGAUUAUGACAACCAGGUUAAACAACGAGGAACCUGCUGCUGAACAGUGGACACACGUUUCUGUAAAUUACAAGGAAACCCAUGGCGUUCUCUGAGAAGGAAUAUUUUGAGAAAACCGGCAACAUGCAACACAAGUUACACCAAAGUGAAAAAAAGAGGUUGGAGCUAGAAAAGCAGCUAUUUGCAUAUAGCAGAUCUGAUGAGCGAAUUAACCAGAUAAAAAAUGCUCAACUCCAGUGCUACCUGAAGGAGAUAUGUGAGAGAGAGAAACGGGCUCGGAUUAGAAACCGUGAGUUCCUGAAGGAUUUUGAUCGCAUUGAAUCACACAUAAGGAUGCUGGCUACUCAUAAUAACACUCUCCAUCAAACAAGGGUAAUAUUGGUGGCAUAUGAGAAUCAGAUUCAGAAGCAAUCAUCAGUUUGGAAAAAUGACACUGAGUUAAGAAGAGAGCAGAAAGGAGCAUGUGCAGACCAGGGAAAGCAGUUACCUGGAACCUCUGUAGCUCGUCUUGGUGCAGACCUCGCUGAAGGACUUUACCAGCCUGCAACCAUCUUUAUGGGGCGCCAGAGCUGCAGCUAUUCAAGCAGCCCAAAUUUAGCAGUCAAGCGGAAGUCCUUCCAACCAAUAGAGCAUUUUCACAGUCCUCCUCUGCCUUCACCUGUACAGGAGGAGAAGCACAUUCCAGCUAAGAAGAAUGAAGAAGCUGUUAAAAUGAGGAGAGGAAGCAGUACUACAGAAAACUCCAGAUCAUCUGAAUGUAGUGCCCGAAUAAAUUCACCUGAAUAUAGGGCAGUGUUGCAAUCUGGAGUCAGCACGGCAGUUCAAGGGAGAUGUACUAAUAUCAUUUCUGAAGAAAUGCAUAGAAAUGAACCUCCACUAAGUCCAACAUGUCCUUCUCCUAUUAUCCUUUCCAGAAGUGGAUCUUCAUUAAAGAUGCACAAUGACCCAGCUCUGGAACAAAAACAGGAAAGUGUUCCUCACAGCCCAAACCAUAGUACCCUACACAAUGUAGAAGACAACACUGCAGACACCUCCAGUGAUCUUACUGUUUCACUGAGCGAGGAUGAAGGGCAAGAGGGACCACCUGAAGAUGAGGGCCACGUGGAUCUCCUGGAAGAAAAGGCUGGCACCCCUGAAAGUGCUGGGCUUACUCACUGCAAUAAAGAACCGUCACUAGUGCCUCAGCAAAGAGGCUGCACCAGCCUUGUACAAGCCUCUGAUCAACAGGAUGCAGCUGACACAUCUUUGACAAAUUUAACUGCGGAAGAGAGUUGUCUGUCAGUUGAAGAAUUCUUCCAUUUACUAAAAAGUAUUGAAGGAAGAUUGAAUCAAACCAGCACAGGCAGCUUUGCGCUAUAUCAAUCCUCGACUGUAAGCAAAAGAAAGCUUAAUGAUAUCAUAAGCCUUUGUCAUCGGAAGGGUAGCUUGAGUGGAGAGGACCUCGAAGCCUGUGGAACAGCUGUCCUUCAUCAGCUUCAGAGGUUGUCACGGAGCACGUCAAAAGGGUGUUUGUUACCAGAGGAGAUACUCGCCAACAACUGGACUUCUGUGGAUGAAAACAAAUUAAGAUCAUGUCUGCCUUCAGAUUCUGUGAUAUUGUGGGAUCGUUGGUACAAGCAUGCUCUCGUAUUGGAAGAUCUCCACAUACUCACUAGGGAUGAGAUUUCAGAAAUAUUUGCACCUUUAUUAGUGGCUGAAAACUCUAAAAAUAUCAACAAGGCCACAGCAUUGCUAAAGGCACUCCUUCCAGAUGCGGCUGAAGGAAGCCUUUCUCUUCAAAGUAAUGAAUCUUCUUGCAGUCUGCCAUCCAUCCUCAAUGACAGUGGUGACAUAAAACAAGCCAAACCUGCUCAAUGGCUGUACAGUACUGUCCUUGGGAAACAAGGACUGCAAAGUGGUGAAGAGGACGACAAGGAAGAGAGCUUGGCAGAAAGUGUUCCAAUUAGAGAGACAAAAGCAUAUCAGCUGCUUAAACAAUCUGCUGUGCAGCAGAGAGGACAGCAUUCUGAAGAGGAAGACGAUGUUUCUGAGCUGGAGCUGUCAGGAAUAAAAAAUGAAAGAAACAUGUCUGCUGUCAAAGAAGAAAAUCUUGAUUCAAAAACAAGUACAUCGUUAAGUCAAGAAAGUCCACAAUCAAGGAACAAAGCCUUGAAGAGAAUGGUUUCAACUGUAAAAUCUAAGGCAUUCUGGGGUGAGUCUGACGACAGCAACUCUGACAUUGAAGCUGCUUUGCGCCCCCAAACUCACAGCACAUAUGAUGAUGAUUUUGAUGAUUUUUAUGACUAACAUUGACUCAAGUCUCAUGAGAAGAAAGAUAGUUUUAUGUCCGGCAAUUACAAAGGGAUAUAUUUGUUCAGAUUACAAUUUUAAUCAAUUCUCUGUGAAUUUCAAAUGCAAAUUACUGUAACAUUUUCCAUGUUUUAAUUAAUUAAAUGCACAAUUCUGA